Molecule: messenger RNA, 2304 nt
Organism: Hydra vulgaris (swiftwater hydra)
Lineage: Eukaryota; Metazoa; Cnidaria; Hydrozoa; Anthoathecata; Hydridae
Product: sodium/hydrogen exchanger 6
Biological process (GO): regulation of intracellular pH; sodium ion import across plasma membrane; proton transmembrane transport
Cellular component (GO): recycling endosome; plasma membrane
Molecular function (GO): potassium:proton antiporter activity; sodium:proton antiporter activity
Source: RefSeq, a predicted model, not a curated record
UUUUUUGUAUUGUAAAAAGUAAAAAUAAAAUUAAAAUUUAAAAUUAAUGAAAUUUAAGUUUAAAAAUUUCGAACUUUAAAGACUAAAAAAUGAAAUUUUUAAAGAGUAUUACAAAUUUUAUAUUUCGAUUGCUGUUUGCAACGACAGUAUGUUAUUCUUUUGAUUUAAUUGACGAUAUGUCAAUUUUGCUGGAAGGCCAAAAAGAAGAAGAAAUAACGUCAAGUCACAAAACCGACAGUUUAAGUAUGUUAAUACUGAUAACUCUGCUUAUUGCGACAGUUCUUGUAAUAUGGUUGUUUAAGAUCCGAAAGUUUAGUGUCUUUCAUGAGACGGGUGUAGCAAUGCUGUUUGGUAUAGCUGUUGGAGGAAUAAUAAGAUACGCGGAGGAUUCUGACGGUAUUGAAAAGGCAGUACAUAUCGGAAGCUCAGAAAAUCUAACCACUGCUCCAAGAAACUUAUUGAUGAACAUAAAUGGAACGGACUACUCUUAUGUUUUAAACGGUAUUGUACAGCACUUUACCGGAAGAAACGAAGGAAAUGAACUUGAAGACAAAUCUUCUUUUAAUCCAGAAAUUUUUUUUUAUGUACUGUUGCCACCUAUAAUUUUUUAUGGGGGUUAUUGCUUAAAAAGAAGAUACUUUUUUCGUAAUCUUGGAGCAAUAUGCAUGUACGCUUUUGUUGGAACAUCUAUUUCAUGCGUAGUUGUUGGCGUAAUGACAUAUACGUUUAACAGAAUGACAGGAGUAACUUCUACAUUUGAUUUUACAGAAUGUUUAUUGUUUGGGGCAAUGAUUUCAGCAACAGAUCCAGUUACGGUUUUAGCAAUUUUUCAUGACAUGCAUGUUGAUGUAGAUUUAUUCGCAUUCGUAUUUGGAGAAAGUGUAUUAAAUGAUGCUGUUGCAAUAGUAUUAUAUCGUGCAAUUGAAGCCUAUUUAGCGUAUAACCCAUAUGAAGCACGACAAUUUAAUGCGUACUCGUUUUUAUCUGCAAUGGGAGAUUUUGUUUCAAUUUUUGUUGGAUCUUUAUUUAUAGGGAUAUCAAUGGCUUGCGUAACUGCUUUGCUGACAAAACUUACAAAAAUAGGAAUGUUUCCUAUACUAGAAACAGCUCUAUUUUUCUUGAUGUCUUACUCUACAUAUUUAGCAGCAGAAGUUGCAAACUGGUCAGGUAUUGUUGCAGUUUUAUUUUGUGGGAUUGCUCAAAAACACUACACAUAUAAAAAUUUGACUCCAGAAUCGGCGAUUCGAACAACACAAAUGUUUGAGUUGCUAAACUUUCUGGCGGAAAACUUUAUUUUUUCUUAUAUAGGGCUGUCGUUCUUUUUAUUUAAUUACCAUCAAUGGAAUUUCGGUUUUAUUGGAGUUGCGUUUCUAGCAACACAAGUUGGUCGAAUACUUAACGUCUAUCCAUUGACUUUAAUUUUGAACUGCGGACGUAUAAGAAAAAUCUCUUGUAAACACCAAAAUAUGAUGGCUUUUGCCGGACUUAGAGGAGCCGUUGCGUUUUCAUUAGCUAUUAGAAAUACAGUAUCCGUUCCAAGACAGAUGAUGCUUACUGCAACGUUAUCAAUAGUUUUAAUCUCUGUUAUUUUAUUUGGUGGUUUAACGUAUCCAUUCGCAAAGCUUAUUGACCUCGAGACCGGAGUCGAUGAAAUUGAAGAAGAGUUCAAAGCAAAAAGAUUAAGCUUAAUAGACAUUAAUGAUCCUUCUAGUAGCACUCCGGAAGAUCGAGCAGAAAAAAAAAGGUACGAAAAAUCCUGGAUAGUUAGAACAUAUAGUGCUUUUGAUAAUAAAUACUUAAUGCCGAUACUAACUGACGAAUAUGCCGAAUAAAAACAUUCCGACUGACAAAUAUGCCGAAUGAAAACAUUCUGGAUCAAAUAUAUUCCUUAUCAAAUGGUUGGUUUAAAAGCACCAACGAGUUCUCUUACUUUCUUUUCAGAAAAAAAAGAAGCACUAAUAACUAUAAUACUCACAUUGCAAAUAACGCGAUAGUCUAAAUCUAUUUUAGGAUUUACUAAUAGCUGUUUAAUCAUGAAUAUUUGAUUUUAGCAUAUAUUAAGUGCAUACCGCACAUAUGCUACUCCAUAUGAUAUACAAUUACUUUGAGGAAACGACUCAAAAAGCUAGACCAUAAAAGGGUCCUAACAUGUUGGAAAUUCAACAUAUGAAUAAUAAAAAUAUAUAUUAUAUCUUACAAAUAUAGUGUUAUAUAUGUUAUAUGUUUUAUUUAAAGAGUAUACUCUAUUAAACUAAUAUUCUAGUUAAUGUCAUAAUAGAAAUACAGUUUUGUAAAAUAUGAAUA